Messenger RNA from Phytophthora sojae, 468 nucleotides. RefSeq lists its product as hypothetical. The transcript has a single exon. The coding region runs from base 1 to 468 and encodes 155 amino acids. The record is from RefSeq and is a predicted model, not a curated record. NCBI's taxonomy places the organism in Eukaryota, Oomycota, Peronosporomycetes, Peronosporales, Peronosporaceae.
AUGGUGAAGCUGAUCUACGAGAGCUACGACGAGCUGUUCCCGAUCGAGGACGGGUCCACAACACAAGCGAAUAUCGACGAGGUCUACUGCUUGUCGUUCGUGAUGCCCAACUGCCUGGUUCGUCUCUCGAAGCAUCCAAACCCUGAGCGAUUCCAGCGCGAAGGAGCCGGUAUAUUCGACAGCCUCGUGCCUGAAGACCCGCGAGGCACCUACCACGAUCUAGUGAAGGACGAGACGUACUACGUCGUCGUAGAACAGGAGGCGGAUCAGCUGCGCCGUGACCAGGAGGCCACGAAGGCGCGUUGGGAUGGAGAGCUCCAGAAGCAGAAGAAGGCCGACAAGGACGACGGCCGCGGCUUCGAGUCGUGCUCCUGCAUUUACGGCAACCCGUGCGUGGACGAAUACGGCUGCCGUGACUGGCAUUCUCGCUUUGCGGUGGCGACGAAGAACGGCUGGAAGGGCUUCUAG